UGGUAGAAAGUGUGUGUAGGGCGGGUCAUGGUUGUGUGUGUUUGAACUGUUGUAUGUGAUGUUUGUUCCACUAGACUAAGUGUCUGAGCAAGUGUGUGUGUGUGUGUGUGUGUGUUUCUACAGACUACAGCUCUACUACGUGGGGUCAGUCGGAGCCCCACCCUCACCCUGCCUGCUGCGCUCGACUGUGCUGGAAUCGCACUAUUUAUUGACCAUCCCGCGACACACACACACACCCACCCCCACCGUGCUCACUGACCACUCAAGCACACACAUCUCACACGCAGGUCACACCCCGCUCACACCGAACUCACACACAGACACACGGCCCCGUGAGCACCGACAGUGCGGACGACGGACGAUGCGGAGCCCCGCCGGCGCACGCGCUCCCUCGCUGCGCUCCUUCGCGCGCGUGUGCGCGCUCCUGUGUUCCUUCGCGCACGUGUGUGUGCCGGACUCCGCCGAGGGACGCCAGCCAGAGCCGCCUCGCGCAGACAAACUGCUGGUCCUUACAGUCGCUACCAAGGAGACUGAUGGCUUCCUACGCUUCAUGCAAUCGGCAGAUUAUUUCAACUACACUGUGAAGGUACUCGGGAUGAGCGAGGAGUGGAAGGGGGGAAACGGGGAUAACAUCGGCGGGGGUCAGAAGGUACGCUUGCUGAAAGAAGCUAUGGAGACACUGGCAGAUCAGGAGGACCUGGUGAUCUUGUCAGUGGACAGUUACGAUGUCAUUUUUGCGGGAGGACCGGAGGAGCUGCUGAAGAAGUUCCAGCAGUCAAACCACAAAGUGCUGUUUGCAGCUGAGGGGCUCAUCUGGCCGGACAAGCGACUGGCGGACAAGUACCCCUCCGUCCGUAGUGGCAAACGUUUCCUGAACUCGGGAGGUAUCAUUGGCUAUGCACCAUAUAUCAACAAGAUUGUGCAGCAAUGGAACCUUCAUGAGAAUGAUGAUGAUCAGCUGUUUUACACCAAAAUAUACCUGGAUCCCCUGCAAAGAGAACGUCUAAACGUGACUCUUGAUCACAAGUGCCAGAUUUUCCAGAACCUGAAAGGAGCUGUAGAUGAAGUGCUGUUGAAAUUCGGUAACGAAAGGGUUCGAGUCAGGAACACCGUCUAUGACACGUUGCCGGUGGUAAUCCAUGGCAACGGAAACACCAAAUUGUACUUGAACUACUUGGGCAACUACAUCCCUAACACUUGGAACUACGAGCAUGGCUGUGGCGUCUGCGAUAAGGACAUUUUGGAUUUGUCACAUUUCCCUGAAUACCCUAGCGUGACGGUCGGUGUAUUUAUCGAACAGCCAACUCCCUUCCUGCCAGAAUUUCUCGAAAGACUUCUGACUCUCGAUUACCCUAAAAAUAAACUUUCCAUUUUUGUCCACAACAAUGAAGUUUACCACGAAAAGCACCUCCAGAGAUUCUGGGAAGAAAAUAAAAAUGUCUUCAAAAGCUUCAAGGUUGUAGGCCCUGAGGAGAACUUGAGCCAAGGAGAGGCCAGGAACAUGGGAAUGGAUUCGUGCCGCAUGGAUGAAGGCUGUGACUUCUACUUCAGCAUUGAUGCCGAUGUCAUGCUCUCGAACAGGCAAACCCUGAAACUCCUCAUAGAGCAGAACAGGAAAAUCAUCUCCCCCCUCGUAAGCCGCCACAGCAAACUGUGGUCAAACUUCUGGGGGGCCCUGAGUUUGGACGGCUAUUACGCACGCUCCGAAGACUACGUAGAUAUUGUGCAGGGCAAGCGUGUUGGUGUCUGGAACAUUCCAUACAUGGCCCACAUUUAUCUUAUCAAGGGAGAAACCCUGAGGAACGAGCUUAAGGAGAGGAACUAUUUUGUUCUGGAGAAACUGGAUCCCGAUAUGGCGCUUUGCCGAAACACAAGAGAGCAGACCGUACAAAGAGAAAAAGGCGCACCUUCUCCGGAAACAUUCCAUAUGCUCAGACCCCCAAAGGGUGUUUUCAUGUACGUUACAAACCGCCAUGACUUUGGAAGGUUAAUUUCCACUGCUAACUACAACACAUCGCAUUAUAACAACGAUUUGUGGCAAAUAUUCGAAAAUCCAGUGGACUGGAAGGAGAAGUACAUCCACCCGAAUUACACGCGGAUCUUCACCGAGAACCUCACAGAGCAGCCUUGUCCUGAUGUCUUCUGGUUCCCAGUGUUCUCCGAAAAAGCCUGUGAUGAACUCGUUGAGGAGAUGGAGAAUUAUGGGUUAUGGUCUGGUGGAAGACACAAGGACAAACGCAUCUCUGGUGGUUAUGAAAAUGUCCCAACAGACGACAUUCACAUGUCCCAGAUAAACUUUGAGAAGGAAUGGCUGCAUUUCAUUCGCGAGUACAUCUCGCCCGUGACGCUCAAGGUCUUCUCCGGCUACUACACAAAGGGCUAUGCCUUGUUGAACUUUGUGGUCAAGUACAGUCCGGAAAGGCAGCCUGCUCUCAGGCCGCACCACGAUACCUCCACAUUCACCAUCAACAUCGCGUUGAAUAACAAAGGCUCGGACUUCCAGGGGGGAGGCUGCCGUUUCCACAGGUAUAACUGCUCCAUCGAAUCCCCACGCAAGGGGUGGAGCUUCAUGCACCCAGGUAGGCUGACUCACCUGCACGAAGGUCUGCCCACGACCAACGGCACCCGAUACAUUGCAGUGUCCUUCAUCGACCCCUGAGCUUCCCUGACCAUCUAGGAUUCUUGUUUGUUAGUUUGAUUCUUUUCAUUUGUUGUUGGUUUGUUGUUUGUUGUUUUUUGUGUUCAGUUUUCAUUUUUACGGUCCAAAUUACAGAUAAUACCACAUUACUGACAGUAUCAUAAAGGAAUUGUGGAGAAAAUUAAGAAGAAGGCUGUUGUGGUGUGCGGACUGUCUCUAUAUGGUUAGACCUUGUGAGAGGGUGGAACAGGGAUGGGCAAUAAUGGUCCAUUUGGGCCGAUUUUCACAUCUCUUUAUUACUUUGCCUUGAUGGGUAUUUUACUUUGCAAUUAACUGUUUGUGCUAGUUGAGAACUUGCUAUUCAGUUGGGUUAAAUUUUAGAAAAUUAAUAUAGACAAUGAAGUUAUGCUCCACGGUUUAAAUGAGCCUUAGCUCUGUCUUUGCAGAAUUUCCAUAUUCAAAGUUAACUUCUGUUUACUUCGACUCUAUAUUCAUGUUUGUUCAGUUAAAUUGCAGAAUUGCCCAAAGUGACUGAAGGGUCGUAUAUGCACAGCUUAGGUUUUCCUCAAAGCAACUUGUACUGAUUUACCCAUUUAUACAGCUGGGUAAUUUUUACUGUAUCAGUUCAUGGAAAGUAUUUUAAUCUAGGGUACUACAACAAGAGGUGAGAUUCAGACCUAGGUUUGCUGAGUCCAAGACUGCAGCUCUAGCUACUAUGCCACCUGCUGUUCCUCAGGUAGAGUAUGGAUACAGUAGAAUUUUAUUUAUCAGGUUAGUUCCUUAAUGCUGGGGCAGCAGGUGUUGUAGAGGUUAAGGCUAUCACAUUAUUAUCUGAAGGUUAUUGGUACAAGUCCCACUUCUGCUGUAGUAGCCUUGAUCAUGGCAGUCACCCUGAAUGACUCCGGUAAGAAUACCGUGCUGUAUAUGGGUGUAUGGAUAAAUCAUUGCAUGCUGCCUAGCUAACAUAAUGUCAUCUUAGAGAAAGGCAUCAGCUAAUGAAUGUUAAUAAUAAUAAAAGUGUUCUUCCUUCAUAGCAACGAUUUUGUUUUACUAAACUGGUAGCAAGUGGUUCUCAGCUAAGGCAUUUCAGCUCGUUGUGGAAAAUUUAAAGUAUGAUUCUGUGGACCCCAUUAAGAAUUUCAGAGAACAUUUCAAGGAAAUGUACGUUCAUAAAUACUGUUAAUAUGGUUAUAUUUGUAAAAAAAGAAA
Molecule: messenger RNA, 3847 nt
Organism: Scleropages formosus (Asian bonytongue)
Lineage: Eukaryota; Metazoa; Chordata; Actinopteri; Osteoglossiformes; Osteoglossidae
Gene: plod2
Product: procollagen-lysine, 2-oxoglutarate 5-dioxygenase 2
Exons: 20
Coding region: 362-2659 (765 amino acids)
Biological process (GO): peptidyl-lysine hydroxylation
Cellular component (GO): endoplasmic reticulum
Molecular function (GO): L-ascorbic acid binding; iron ion binding; procollagen-lysine 5-dioxygenase activity
Source: RefSeq, a predicted model, not a curated record